AUGAUUAAACAACAGCAACCACAACAACUUAAGGCGCAAAGCGCCCAGGUCCUUCAGACCAUUACAUACGCCAUAUAUGCAUAUAAUUCAAAGACGGCAGAACAAACGCAAAGGUUGAAAUAUGGAGAUUUGGAGAUAGUAUUGAAAAAUGACCAUUUCGAAUUCGUUUGCAAAGGUGGUGCAGUGAUAUCAAAUAUAAAAGAAAUUUUAUUUAUGAAUUCAAAAAUUAAAGGAAUAACGGAUGAUAUAACAUCAAUUCCACCAGAAGAACAGAGAUAUUACGCAUUAAAUGCAUUUCCUAAAGUUUUGAAGAUUGGAAGAUUUAAUUUAAAUGAGGAAUUCAUAGAAGGUUUCCUAAACGACAUAAUGAAGAAGGUGGAUAAGGAAUAUGUGGAUAGUGAGUUAAAUAAGAAGGUAGAUAAGGAAUAUGUGGAUAGUGAGUUAAAUAAGAAGGCAAAUUUGGUUUAUGUUGAUGAAAAAGAUAAUGAAAUUAAAGAAAAGGUUGAAUGGUAUCAUGAAUGGACAUUUGAGACUUUUAAAGUUAAAGCUGAUACAGGAUGGGUUUCAGGAUGUUUAGACCUUAAAGCAGAUAAAACUUAUGUUAACGAUGAGUUAGAGAAGAAGGCGGAUAAGGAAAAAGUUAUUUCAUUCAUUAAUACUGAGUUAGCAAAGAAAGCUGAUAUAUCAUUUGUGUCAUAA
This is a messenger RNA of Trichomonas vaginalis G3, 699 nucleotides long. RefSeq lists its product as uncharacterized. The coding region runs from base 1 to 699 and encodes 232 amino acids. The record is from RefSeq and is a predicted model, not a curated record. NCBI's taxonomy places the organism in Eukaryota, Parabasalia, Trichomonadida, Trichomonadidae. The transcript has a single exon.